Molecule: messenger RNA, 2568 nt
Organism: Magallana angulata
Lineage: Eukaryota; Metazoa; Mollusca; Bivalvia; Ostreida; Ostreidae
Product: hillarin-like
Exons: 8
Coding region: 57-2315 (752 amino acids)
Source: RefSeq, a predicted model, not a curated record
GUAGUUUUAUUUCAAUAAUAUAAUAACUGAUAAGUAAUGAGUUGAGGAGUACAACAAUGGGUACUAAAGCCUCCGUGCAGGGUUCCUCCAGAACCAAUGUUAAGAAGAAUGGAGAACCCCGGGAGCCGGACGAGGAAGAUGUUGACGUUCCCGAAUUUCCACCUGAUGAAGACUACCCUCCCCCAAAACAAAACUCACAGAAAAAGAACGACAUUUACGAACCUUCGCGGUACAAGGACGUCCAUAAGCACGUUAAAAAUAUUCCCGCAAAGAUUGAUAUGUCAUUCAAAAAAUUGCUGAACUACCUGGUACAACCCUUUAGGACUGAUAUGCAGAAGUUGCGCGCGCUGUUCAUGUGGCUAUGCGUGCAGCCCGUCACAACUGCCAGAUACAAAAGUUUGGAAGGAUAUUUCCCUGAAGAUCUUGCUAAGACCCCUCGAGGUUUUAUGAAGCUCAUCAAGGAGGGGAAGGCUUCUUAUGCAUCCCUGUUUGCCGUUCUGUGCAGAAGAUCGGGGAUCAAAUGCGUAAUAAUAAAAGGGGUGUGUAAGAGCGCUGGCUAUGAGGUAGGGACUUCUGACACACUGAAGAACCUUCGGACCAAGUGGAAUGCCGUGUGGGUCAAUGACAGCUGGAGGUUAAUUCACCCAUUGUGGGCGUGUCAGACGGUGGUAGGACGGUCCGAGCUCAACGAUUGGACGGCGAACGACGACGAGGAAGAAAACACCGAGGGCUGGACAGUGCAGAAAAUCAACGAGUUCUUCUUCCUUACAGACCCACACGAUUUUUUGUACUUCUGUUUUCCUGAUGACCCAAAAUGGCAACUGCUGAUCCUACCGUAUGAUCUGAGGAAGUUUGUCCGCGUUCCGUUUCUUCAAGAAGCGUACUUCAGGCUCGGGCUACGGCUCGUCACAGAACAGAGCUGUAUUUUGAACGAUAUCGAUGGAGCUGUGGACAUUGGGUUUCGAGUUCCCGAAGAUUACCCAAUACAAAUGAAUUAUGAACUUUUUUAUAAGAGAGACGAGUCCGAUGUUGACCUCGACAGCAGGACCUCUCUGAACAAGUAUGUUGUGAUGAACUUUGAGGACAAUAUAUGGUCUUUUAUCGUUAGGUUUCCGGUUCCAGGUGUUUACAAACUUUCAAUUUUUGGCGGCCAUGUUGAUCGUGAUCACGUGCCGUGGAUCGCGGACUUCCGACUUAUCUGUAAAAAUACUCGAGAUAACUGUGUUCCCUUUCCCGAUGCGCCAUGGAUUGGAGUGGGCUAUUCAUACGAGGCCCAAAAGGCGGGACUAGCGGACCCAUCCCACAAAUCAGGAAUCAUCGUUAUGAAACCUCAUCAAGAAAUCCACAUGACAUUAAUGAUGGAAAUGUUUCUUAAGAUGAAAGUGCAGUUUUUACAUGUCAUUCUGAGUGAAGAAGAGCUAAAGGAAAAGUUUUACUUCAAGAGAAUAGUUGGGAGGAUGGACAUUAUCGGGAAAAUACCACAGCAUGGCGACUAUCUCAUCAAAAUUUUUGGGAAGCCUAAGGGUACAAGGGGAGAGUUGAAGAACAUCUGUAACUAUCUUAUUACCACGGAAGAUCCAAGGCCUUCGGGGAAAAGGAGGAAAGGGUGGGAGAAUGCCAGAGAAAAGAAUCUGAGAAAAGACGUGAAAGAAGCGACCAAUGUGAAGGACAUUGAGCGACUGAAGCUGAGCAUAGAUAAGUUUGUGGGCGCCGGUCUGGAGGAUAAAGGGGACUACAGCAAGGCCUCGACCAGGCUGGAGUUUCUGGAGGUCCAGCAAGCAUUGAUAGAGGCAAUACAGAGAAGGAACGAAAAAAUCCUUAUCCCAGCGAUCUCGAUGGCGAAUGGAUCGGGAUACAAAAAACGUCUGACUUUAUUGAUAAAAAAAGCCGAGGAAACUUUGGAGGAUUUACGGUGUCUCGGAGGAUUCCAACACCCGAUUCCAGACCUCAACAAACCAAUCAUUGCAGAGCUUAUGAACUACGUCAGCCCACCAUUAAUCGUCCGUGACAUCAUGACUGCAACCUUCCUUCUGCUGGGCGAAACAGAGGAAGAACUAAAGUCCUGGGAGUUCAUAAGGCUUCUGAUGAGGACAACAGGAAGGAACAGUCUUCUGCAGCGCUUCCAGCGAUUUAUCCUGACAGAGGUUCCAACAGAGGUACAAACCAAGGCAGAGAAUAUGUUUAAGAAGUUCACUGAGGACGAAGUAAGGAAAACCAGCGCAGGCGCAGCCUCGUUCUUUGUGUGGAUUCAAAAAGUGAUGACAAAACCCGACCCCAGCCCUGUACCAACAGAUGGACAGAAACGGAAAAAGUGAAUCAAGAAAUCUUACAAUGGAAUACAGAAUGCAUUGUUGUUAUGAUUUAAAAUAAACGUGACUGUAUAAAAGUGUUACAUGCGUAAUACAUACAAAACUACACAUGAAUCACCCUGUUAUCUGUAGUUUACACAAGCAGAAGCGUAUAUUACAAACAGUGCUACAUGUAUAUUACAGUAAACAUUUCAAAUUACUUCUUUUGUUUUAUUCAAUUACAAAAUAAGACGAGAACUUUAUAAACUUUAUUAAACUC